AUGCCUGGAGCCGCUGGUCAUCCUGGCCAAGCCCCCUCUGUGGUGACAGCCACAGAGCUCGACAUGGCGCUUGAGGUGCCCACGGAUCCACCUGACGCCUCGAGCAUCCUCGACCCUGAUGCAGCGAAUUCCGAUGCCAACACCAGAAUCGCUGCUCUUGACGGUUGUAAUCAUGUUAUUCACGAUUCUUGCAUCCGAUUAUGGGCUCAGAAGACCAAUACAUGCCCAAUUUGUCGUGAGCCCUUUCGACAACUCCGCGUCUUUGAUGGUGUCUCUGAAAUUGAGGAAAAGAAACAGGUGGCCGAGUUUGACCCUCAAGCCUGGCUCGCCGAUAACGCGGAGGAAGAGGAGGCCGAGCCUGAGCAACCUUGCCCAAGGAUGCGUCGAGCUAGGCGCCAAGCUCGCUCCCUAGCUUGGGCUGGCCCGUGGGGUCAGUUCGCCGGUCGUGUUUAUGACGCCCUCCAAAUUGACUUGGACAACCACGAGGACGACGACGCUCUCGCAGAGUUCCGCAUGUCUCAGGUCCUCCGUGAACGCGAGCAGCGCGAGUAUCAGAGGUGGCAACAGCGGGUCAGCAUUGCUAGCCGCCUCGGAGCGGGCGAAGUCUUCACCAACAGCCUCCCCGAGCUGCGCGUCAACAGCUCGAGCAACGAACCCCUGCGCAACCAGUACAACCCCCGGAAACGGCGCGCCCCAACUACAUCUCCCGCCGAGCCGGUCCAGGAACCCGAGCGGAAGCUCAAGCGACCGAGAACCCGGAGGUUCCUUCCUCCACACUCGGAGGCGUCCGGGUCUAAACCAGCUGUUGCAGGUGCUGCCCGACCGGGCGAAGCUGGUCCAGGUGCGCGCAUCGGUGACCCGGAAGCUCCCUCCUUUCUUUCCGCCUUGUUGAAGGAAGUCGAGGUCGGUGUGGGCACACCGUCAGAUGACGAAAAUGUCAAAAACUAUUUCGGACGAGCCCCAACGGAUGCGGCUUCUCCGGCAAGCUCCCCUUCCAUCUCCGCGCAGAAUAGCCCGCGAGCUCUCUCUCUCACACCCCCGCCCCUCAGUCUUGGACGACCUAAUUCGCCGCCGUUAUCGCUGAGUUCAGACCAGCUCUCCCCGGAGGCGAAAGCGAGCAUCAACUGCAUUGUUCGCACAGCUCUGAAGCCCCACUGGCAUGCUCGGGAGCUGACGACGGAGCAAUACUCGAACAUCAACCGGGAUGUUUCAAGAAAACUUUAUGACGAAAUCAAGGACCCUACCUUGCUUGACAAUGAUUCAAUGAAGACAUGGGAGAAGGUUGCUUCGAAAGAAGUAGCCCGGGCUGUUGCCGAAUCUAAGGCGUAG
Molecule: messenger RNA, 1329 nt
Organism: Parascedosporium putredinis
Lineage: Eukaryota; Fungi; Ascomycota; Sordariomycetes; Microascales; Microascaceae
Source: the annotation of a GenBank genome assembly